CUGCUGAGACUGGAGGGAUGUAGCCACCCUGUUGUCAUGAAAGGGCUGUGUGCUGAGUGUGGCCAGGAUUUAACCCAGCUGCAGAGCAAGAAUGGGCGGCAGCGGGCACCACUCUCCACGGCCACCGUGUCCAUGGUGCACAGCGUGCCUGAGCUGAUGGUGAGCUCUGAGCAAGCUGAGCAGCUGGGCCGGGAAGACCAGCAGCGACUGCAUCGGAACAGGAAGCUGGUGCUUAUGGUCGACUUGGACCAGACUUUGAUCCACACAACAGAGCAGCACUGCCAGCAGAUGUCCAAUAAGGGCAUAUUCCACUUCCAGCUGGGCCGAGGCGAGCCGAUGCUGCACACACGCCUACGUCCUCACUGCAAGGAGUUCCUGGAGAAAGUCGCCAAGCUGUACGAACUGCACGUCUUCACCUUUGGCAGCCGGCUGUACGCACACACAAUCGCAGGCUUUUUAGACCCCGAAAAGAAGCUCUUCUCUCACCGGAUACUAUCACGGGAUGAAUGCAUUGACCCUUUUUCUAAAACGGGGAAUCUCAGAAAUCUCUUUCCUUGUGGAGACUCAAUGGUUUGCAUUAUUGAUGACCGAGAAGAUGUCUGGAAGUUUGCCCCCAAUCUGAUAACUGUGAAGAAAUAUGUCUACUUCCAGGGCACAGGUGAUAUCAACGCUCCCCCAGGGUCCCGGGACACUCAGAUGAGGAAGAAGGUAAAUCAGUCUCCUAAGAGCACUGAUCCUUCAGAGCUUGCGCUGUCCGGGAAGGACCCUGACGAAGGCAGGCCUGCUCCCAGAGCAGAGCAGAGCAACGGCCUUGGGAAGCCCUCCAUGGAGCCGAACGGCAGCACGGCAGGGACGGGCGGCUCUUCCAGUGGGGACGCACCCACCUGUAAGAAAGUGGAUGAGGGUGAACACUCAGCCCCGGCCCUGGGCACCGUGACAGGCGACAGCGAGCCGGCCGGCAGGAAGGAGCCCCUGGUGUCCUCAGAACAGGGUGGCCAAGUGUCACCAGAGCAGCAGUCUGCUCACGACACCCCAGGGAAUGACCUGGACUUUGACUUAUCUAGUGACAGUGAGAGCAACAGUGAGCUUGACGGCCACAGGUCGUCCUCUGCAUCCGAUAGUGACAGCGAGGGGAAGAGGGGGCGCAGAAAGCGUAGGGACAUCCAGGAGGAUGCAAGCACCCGCCCUGGAGCAGAGAAACACAUGGGAGCCAUUCCCUCUGGCGUGUGUGGGCCCAGUGUCCAUCCACAGGACAAAGGCCCUGACCUGGAGGUGGCAGACGAGGGUGAGCAGGGCAGCCUCUGUGACCUGGGGAAUGGCUGUGUGGACCGCAAGGAGGCCGAGACCGAGUCCCAGAACAGUGAGCAGUCGGGCAUCACUGUGGGCGAGUCGCUGGACCAGAGUGUGGAAGAGGAGGACCAGGAGGACAGUGAUGAUGACGACCACCUGGUCCACCUGGAGGAGAUACUUGUCCGGGUGCACACCGACUACUAUGCCAGGUAUGACAGGUACCUCAGCAAGGAGACAGAGGAGGCCCCGGACAUACGGAGAAUUGUCCCAGAGCUGAAGAGCAGAGUGCUGGCCGACGUCACCAUCAUCUUCAGUGGCCUGCACCCCACCAACUUCCCUGUGGAGAAGACCCGCGAGCACUACCAUGCCACGGCACUCGGGGCCAGGGUCCUCACCAACCUCGUACUGAGUCCCGACGACCCCAACAGGACCACCCACCUGAUUGCAGCCAGAGCUGGCACCGAGAAGGUACGCCAGGCCCAGGAAUGUAGGCAUCUGCAUGUGGUGAACCCCGACUGGCUGUGGAGCUGCUUGGAGAGGUGGGACAAGGUGGAGGAGCAGCUCUUCCCUCUCAGGGAUGACUCCACCAGGACGCAAAGGGAGACCAGCCCCACGGCCUUCGCCGACAGACAGAGCACCUUCCAGGCGGCCUUGUUCCACCCCACACCUGUCCACCCCAGGAGUCCCCCUGGGCCUGAGGCCCGCAUCUAUGACGCCAGCACCGGGAAACUCAUCAGGAAGGGCACCCAGCCCAUGGCGCUGCCCCCGUAUGCGCAGACCCCCGCACCACCUGCCUCACUGCCAGCCCACGGGGAGCAUUCUUCCUUCAGAGUUGUUCAGCCACACCAACAGCAGAUGUUUGAUGAAGAGUUGCGUGGCACUGCAGACGCGGAGCGGCCUGGCCCUUCUAGAAGAAAACGGCAACCCAGUAUGUCAGAGACUAUGCCGCUGUACACACUUUGUAAGGAGGAUUUAGAGAGGAUGGACAAAGAGGUGGAUGACAUCUUAGGAGAAGGCAGUGAUGACAGUGACAGUGAGAAGAAGAAACCUGAUGAGGAAGAGAAGGGGAAGCCACUGAGCAGGGAGGCCGAGGCCCUGGAAGCUGAAGCAGAGCCAAAGCCCACGGCCUCCUGGUCCAGCGAGCAGCGCCUGGCAGGUGGCAGUGUGCCCAGGGGCCACAAGAGGAAGCUGAAUGAAGAGGACGCAGCCAGUGACUCCAGCAAGGAGUCUAGCAAUGAGGAUGAGGAGGGCAGCAGUUCAGAGGCUGAUGAGAUGGCCGCAGCCCUGGAGGCUGAGCUGAACGACUUCAUGUGA
Messenger RNA from Orycteropus afer afer, 2604 nucleotides. RefSeq names its product CTD phosphatase subunit 1 (gene CTDP1). The record is from RefSeq and is a predicted model, not a curated record. Gene Ontology annotation, molecular function: RNA polymerase II CTD heptapeptide repeat phosphatase activity. NCBI's taxonomy places the organism in Eukaryota, Metazoa, Chordata, Mammalia, Tubulidentata, Orycteropodidae. The transcript is spliced from 12 exons. Gene Ontology annotation, cellular component: nucleus. Bases 37 to 2604 code for a protein of 855 amino acids.